Messenger RNA from Musa acuminata AAA Group (dessert banana), 441 nucleotides. RefSeq lists its product as uncharacterized. The transcript has a single exon. Bases 1 to 441 code for a protein of 146 amino acids. The record is from RefSeq and is a predicted model, not a curated record. NCBI's taxonomy places the organism in Eukaryota, Viridiplantae, Streptophyta, Magnoliopsida, Zingiberales, Musaceae.
AUGGGCAACAGCCUCAGGUGCUGCUUGGCUUGCAUUCUUCCCUGCGGCGCGCUGGACGUCAUCCGAAUCGUCCAUCUCGAUGGCCAAGUCGAGGAGUACAGCAGCCGCCAGGUCUCCGCCGGAGAAAUUCUAGCAGCCAACCCGGACCACAUCUUAAGCAAGCCGUGCUCUCAAGGCGUCACCACCAAGAUCUUGAUCGUGUCGCCGGACUCGGACCUGAAGAGGGGCCAUAUCUAUUUCCUGAUUCCAGAAUCAGCGCUCCCAAGAAAAGAGAGGAAGAAGAGGCACCAGAAAAGUGGCAGCACUGCUGUCGUCCAGGAAUUGGGCCAUGACAGCUGCCUGAGGCAGGUCCUUUCGGAAAAGAAGGUUCGGCACCGCCGGCGGAGGAGCGGCCAGGUGGGCGUCUGGAGGCCGCGUCUUGAGAGCAUAUCAGAGGACUGA